This is a messenger RNA of Aspergillus fumigatus Af293, 1014 nucleotides long. RefSeq lists its product as uncharacterized. The coding region runs from base 1 to 1014 and encodes 337 amino acids. The transcript has a single exon. The record is from RefSeq and is a predicted model, not a curated record. NCBI's taxonomy places the organism in Eukaryota, Fungi, Ascomycota, Eurotiomycetes, Eurotiales, Aspergillaceae.
AUGGGCCACAACGUCACAGAAGGAGCAAUAGUCCAGCAUCUAUCUAAACUCCGCAGUCGCCGGGUUGAUAGUGGUAAAGUCGUCCCUCCACCACUUCGACGGGGCGGCAUCGGAGCUCCAAACAAAGCGUCAAACGCGUCCACAACAUACUCCAGGGGAGGUGCUCGGCGCACGAUGCGCAACGUGCAGGAGUCCGACAGCACGGCAGAGCCAUCUGACCCUGCACAAGACACUGAUGUUUCAUCUGACGAAGAGUACGUUGUUAGGCGCCACUCAAAGGCUCAGAGAGACGCUGCAAACAGCAAGAGCUCGAGAUUCGAAAGCAAGGACGACCAUAGAGUUCAGCCCCAAUCCGCAAGUGAUCAGGACGCCGAUGGCAGUCCAAUUGGCUCCGAAGACUUAGUGGUAUCUGGUGCGCAGUUUCUUGAGUAUCCUAAUCACAGGGGACCUCGGAAUCGUUCCCACCCUCGUCUGCAAAAACGGAGCAAGCUGGUUGUUCUGAGGUACAGGCGUGGAACGAAGCCUAAAAGCGAAAAGCCUGUCAAGGUCGAGAGUCCGGAACAUACCACGGUCAGCGCUUUCGAUCCUCACAAUCAGAGUCUACUCGACAAGCAAUUGUAUCAGGAUCUUCAUGGCACAGACAAUUCAAACUCCAUGGGUGCGGCAGAUACCCAUAGCAUGGGCGGGAAUUAUUUGUCCGCAGGUCACUCCAACAUGGGCAUGUCGUCCAUCCCAAAUUCAAACUCCAAUUUCCUGGAUUUUGCGGCUAGCCAGGGUCUGCAUGUGAAUUCUUAUCAGAACUUUUAUCCCAGUUCACAGAACGAGCAGCUCGACUUUGUUCCGAACGCCUUGAAUCAUCUGAAUCCCCAGCAGAGUGAGCAAAUGGGCAUUGCCCCAGGCGAGCAGAGCAUGUAUUUUGACGACCUUUUUCAGUACAUACAUGCCAAUGACGGGCAUAAAGACAAUAGCGGAGCCAGCUUCGCGGAUCCGGGGGCUAUGGAUCACUUUCCCUGA